UAGCAACCCCCGUAAAACGACCUUUUUCUUUCUUUUCUUCCGUUUCGGUUUUCUCGGAGAAAGAGAGCGAGGGCGAGAGAAGAGCUUCAUUGAUACUCAAGCGAUCGCCAAACUUGAAUUAGGGUUUCAGAGCUUUAGAUCGAUUACUUAUCGGCACUUCAUCAUCGAUUCUCCAUUCACUUUUGUACACCACAGCAAUGAAGGCAGGAACAUCUACUUUGAAUCCAUAUGCAGCAUCAUAUGUACCGCUCUCUAAAAGAGGAGCAGCUGAUGGAAACAAAGAUUAUAAGAGUGGAAAUGAGGCUGUAUGGCUGGGUCCCCAUUCUGAGGGUACAACAAAAAAGCAGCAACAGAUUGCUGAGGAUCCUACAUUGAAAGGUUACCCUGUUCAAGGAUUUUAUGGUUCAUCCUCACAUAAUCCAAGGGAGAUGACAGAAAAGCACACCAUGGAUGAGGUUUUUGACAUGGAUUUGGCAUAUCUUCAGAUGACAUUUCCUGGUGUAUCUGAUGAGUCCCUUUUCGAUGUCUACUUGGCAAACAAAGGCGACUUGGAAGCCACAAUUGACAUGCUGAAUCAACUUGAGCUGUACAGCGUCGAUUCUUCUGGAAAGCUUCCAGACUCAUUGGACAUUGGUGAUGUUUCAGAGUCGGGGUCUUCUAGCAAUCACGCAGCGCAGAAACUGAAGCAGGUGGCUGGUGAGAUCAGUGUUUCUUCGUCAGGUCCCUCGGACUCUGCUAUUGUCACCUAGCUAAGGCAUCAAAAAGUGAUGUCAAUAACUUCCUGUGGCCUUUCUGGUUCUGUAAAUAUGAAUUGUGGAUUUGGGAAGUCGUUUUUGAGUCCUAAGUAGCAUCUUUACAGUGUUUUUGUUCUGAUUGUAUAGGUCUCAGCUGCUUGUACCUAAACAGUCUCUUGGAAUUAUAGGUUCGUGAUCAUUGGUUGUUAGGUUAAUAGAAAUUUUCUGUACUGAAAAUGAUCGUGGAUUGUUAGUACUUUUGAUUCUAACGAGCGACGGUAUGCUAUGGUGCAGAUGUUACAUUGCAGUGACGAGAGCAUUUUAUAUCUAUCAAUUUGUUUUCUCUUCCGAUGUGACGAUAGGGGGUUUUUGUUUUUUAUAUAGACAAAACUUAG
Molecule: messenger RNA, 1129 nt
Organism: Ilex paraguariensis (yerba mate)
Lineage: Eukaryota; Viridiplantae; Streptophyta; Magnoliopsida; Aquifoliales; Aquifoliaceae
Source: the annotation of a GenBank genome assembly